Messenger RNA from Hydra vulgaris (swiftwater hydra), 2435 nucleotides. RefSeq names its product protease 2. Gene Ontology annotation, molecular function: serine-type endopeptidase activity. Gene Ontology annotation, biological process: proteolysis. The record is from RefSeq and is a predicted model, not a curated record. Gene Ontology annotation, cellular component: Golgi apparatus; cytoskeleton. Lineage: Eukaryota; Metazoa; Cnidaria; Hydrozoa; Anthoathecata; Hydridae.
AUUUCCCUAGUUUAUGAUUUUAACUAACAUUCUUUUUGUUUUUUAAAAAAAAGCAUAUGAAAAAACAUAUAAAGUGGUUAAUAUUAAACUAGAAGAUAUUACAAAACUUUAUAAAGCAAGAUACUAAAGUAAAAUAACAUGAUAGUGCCUGUAGCAAAUAAAAUAGAACAUAGACUUGUGGUAAAUAGCGAGGAAAUAGUUGACGAAUACGCUUGGCUCAGAGAUCCAGAAUGGCCAAAUGUUAAAGAUCCAAAAAUUAUUGAGUAUUUGCAGGUGGAAAAUAAAUAUACAGAUCAUUAUUUUGAGCCUUUGCAAAGCAAAAAGGACGAAAUAUUUAACGAGCUAAAAAGUAGGAUUAAACUAGCUGAUCAAUCACCUUACACUAAAGAAGAUAACUUUUAUUACUAUUCGAGAACAGAAGAAGAUAAGGAUUAUCCAAUAUAUUGCAGAAAAGCUUUUUCAGUAUCAGAUCCUGAGGAGAUUAUUUUAGAUGUUAACGUUCUUGCAAAAGAUAAAAAGUUUACUAAUGUUGGAUACUUAGCUACAUCUCCUGAUCAUACAUUGCUGGCAUAUUCUGUUGACUUUACAGGUGAUGAAAAAUUUACUCUAAAGAUAUAUAAUUUAAAAACUCAAGAAUAUUUAGCCGAUGAAAUAAAUAACAUUGGCAGUAAAAUUAUUUGGCAUGAAACUCUUGGAGGCCUUUUUUAUAUGCCACUUAAUGAACAACUUCGUCAAGAUAAAGUAAUGUUUCAUUUUUUAGGAGUUGAUAAUUUAAAUGAUAAAUUAAUAUUUCAGAUUUCUGAUCCAUUAUAUCAGCUUGUAACUUCCAAAUCAUCAAGCAAAAAAUAUAUAUUUAUUGAAAAAAAUGGUCAUAGUGCUAAUGAGAUUCAUGCUAUCAGAAUGAAUGAUGAUACUUUUCAACCAAAACUCAUCAAACCAUUAAAAGAAAAUAUAUUUUAUGAUGUUAAGCAUAAUGGCAAUAACUUCUAUAUUAAGACAAAUGAAAAUGCUAAAAAUUUUCAAAUAGUUAUUGUGGAUGAAAAUGAUUUUGAAAAUGAUUUAUGGAACAAUGAGUUCAUUGCUCAUGACCCUUCUAAAUAUCUUUCAAGCUUUUCUCUUACUAAAAACUAUUUAUUACUUAAUUACCGUGAUAAAGGUAUUCCAUUAAUUAAGGUGACCAGUUUACAAGAUAAAUCAGAAAAAGUUAUUAAUUUUCCAGAUCCAUCUUUUACUGCUUUUGCCAAAUCAACCAACUUUGAAGAAGAUGAUAUUAGAAUAGACUACUCUUCACUUGCUAGACCAAAUACUACUUAUAGCUAUGAUUUUACUAAUGAUAAGUUAACUAUAUUAAAAGUUCAAGAAAUCCCAAGUGGUUUUGAUGCUGAAGAAUAUAAGGUAGAAAGAAUAUUUGCUGAUAGUGAAGAAGUGAAAAUACCUGUCACCUUAUUAUAUAAAAAAUCAUUAUUUAAAAAAGAUGGGACUAAUCCUGUUUAUUUAUAUGGUUAUGGUUCCUAUGGUUAUGCUGUUCCAGUAUCAUUUAAAAACAACGCAAUAUCUUUAGUAAACCGGGGAUUUGUUUAUGUUAUUGCCCAUAUCAGAGGUGGUGAUGAUUUGGGGUUUUAUUGGUAUGAAUCAGCUAAAUUUCUCAAUAAAAAACGCACAUUUUUAGACUUUAUUGCUGCAUCUGAGGCUCUUAUUAGAGAAAAUUAUACAAGUGAAAAUAAUAUAGUAAUAUGUGGUGGUAGUGCUGGAGGGUUGUUGAUUGGGGCAGUUAUUAAUGAACGACCUGAAUUGUUUAAAGCAGCAAUUGCUCAUGUGCCUUUUGUUGACGUAUUAAAUACAAUGUUAGAUGAAAGCUUACCUUUAACUCCAGGAGAAUUUAAAGAAUGGGGAAAUCCUAAGGAGCCAGAGUUUUUUAGCUAUAUUAAAUCAUAUUCACCAUACGACAAUGUAAAGUCUCAAAAUUAUCCAAGUUUAUAUGUUACAGCAGGUCUUUCUGAUCCAAGGGUAAGUUACUGGGAAGCAGCCAAAUGGGUAGCAAAACUUCGAGAGAAAAAAAGUGAUAGCAACAUUUUGCUGUUAAAAACUAAUAUGGAUUCUGGACAUUAUGGAGCUUCCGGACGAUUUGAUUAUUUAAAGGAAGCAGCUGAUGAUAUAGUGUUUAUAAUCAGUGUUUUUGGCAUUUAAAAUUUUUAAAUUACAACAUAUAUUGUCUCUUUAGAACUGCAAGGUCAUAAUGACAUUUUUAUUAAAAUGUGACUAUUAGCAAAACUUAAUAAUCUAGCAUGUAUACUUGAGUUUAAAAUUCUUGCAUGCUAAUAUUUUGCUAAAUUUUGGCUAUAAAAAUACAUGCUAGAUUAUUAACUUUUAUUAAUAAUAUACUUUUACUAAAAAUGUUAUUUACCAACUUAGAGUUGUAAAGGGACAAUAUAUAA